AUGUCGUCGCUCGUCUUCUUUCCCACCUCGCCCAAGGAGGCGCUGGUCAAGGAGUUUGUGGGCAAGUCGAUCCGGGACGUGCCGACGCCUGCGGCCGUGAUGAACAAGCUGGAGCUGGGGUGGAGGGCACACGUGAAGACGCACAAGACUGUCGAGUUGACAAGGCUGCAAGUUGGAGAGGAUGUGACAAGGCCCGCGAACUUGAUUAUCUCGACACUCUCAGAGGCCGAGUUUAUACUGCCUUUGUUGGAGGAGUAUAAGAGCAAGGGCCGGCAGGUCAACUUUGUCUAUGGCCUGCCCAUCUCCAAGGGCGCCGUACCGCGGCUGGCGGCAAUUGCAAAGGUGCUCGGCGAGGGCAGCAUCUCAGUUCUUCUCGAUGAUCCCGCACAGCUGGCGGCGGCAGCAGAGCUGGAGAAGCAGUCCGGUGUGAAGCCGCUGGCGCACAUCAAGAUCGACAUGGGCGGAAAGCGAGCCGGUGUCGUGGAGAGCAGCGAGCGCUUCGUGCAGGUUGCCGAGGCGGCUCUGGCAGCUCACAAGGCCGGAGCUGUGGUGCUAUCCGGACUCUACUCACAUGCCGGACACUCAUAUGGAGGAGAUAGCCGUGUAGCUGCAGUCAAGAUGCUGCGGGCUGAGGUCGAUGCCAUGCUGAGCGGCGCUGACAGACUGGCUGCCAAGGCCAAGGAGACUGGCGUCACUCUGCCCACGCUGGUUGUCUCGGCGGGAGCAUCUCCUACAGCUCUGGCAGCCGCUGUGACGGAGCUGGCGGAGCUGUUCCGGACAGUCAAGAGCAAGGGCCAUGCGGUGGAGAUCCACGCGGGUGUGUACCCGACCCUGGAUCUACAGCAACUGGCGGCACACAGCAUGGCCUCGUCCAAGUUGUCAUGGCGAGAUAUUGCCCUCACCAUUGUAGCUGAAGUUCACGGCGUGUAUCCCGGCCGCGGUACAAACGGCACAGAUGAAGCGCUGAUUGGGGCGGGCGGACUGGCUUUGGGCCGUGAGUUCUGCAAGGCAUACGACGGCAUGGCCAUGGUAACGCCGUGGGGACGAAAUGUCCCGAUGCCCUCCUGCGACGUUGAGGAUUAUGAGGGCUGGACGGUGGGCAGAUUUGCACAGGAGCACGGCAUCUUGACGUGGGCUGCCGGCAAGCGGAAGACUGAGAAGGGGCUGGGCCCUCAGGGGGAUGCGGUGGAGGCGGGACAGUUGCUGAGACUGUGGCCGAACCAUGCAUGUAUCACAAGCAGUCACUUUGGAUGGUAUUUCGUGGUGGAUGAAGAUAAUGCUGGACAUGAGGAUGAGAUUGUGGAUGUUUGGAUCAAGGCCAGGGGGUGGUAG
Messenger RNA from Trichoderma breve, 1332 nucleotides. Its product is annotated as putative serine dehydratase domain-containing protein. The transcript has 5 exons. Gene Ontology annotation, molecular function: D-serine ammonia-lyase activity. Gene Ontology annotation, biological process: D-serine catabolic process. The coding region runs from base 1 to 1332 and encodes 443 amino acids. NCBI's taxonomy places the organism in Eukaryota, Fungi, Ascomycota, Sordariomycetes, Hypocreales, Hypocreaceae. The record is from RefSeq and is a predicted model, not a curated record.